Messenger RNA from Trichoderma breve, 2013 nucleotides. RefSeq names its product SWIRM domain-containing protein. NCBI's taxonomy places the organism in Eukaryota, Fungi, Ascomycota, Sordariomycetes, Hypocreales, Hypocreaceae. Gene Ontology annotation, cellular component: SWI/SNF complex. The record is from RefSeq and is a predicted model, not a curated record. The transcript is spliced from 4 exons. The coding region runs from base 1 to 2013 and encodes 670 amino acids. Gene Ontology annotation, molecular function: DNA binding; histone binding. Gene Ontology annotation, biological process: positive regulation of DNA-templated transcription.
AUGGAUGACUCUACAACCUUCGGCUCUCCAGGAACCGAGACGUCGCCAGCCCCGAACCCUGGUCUCUCACAAGCGCCGUCGCAGGCCAAUGUCAAAAGCCAAGAUACUCAAGAUGUACAGAUGUCUGAAGAAUCUUCAAACGCGGAGCCGAUCACACAGGGCGGCGGAAGCCCUGCAGCUGGCGCAGCGGUAGACAAUUCAGGCGAUAUCCCAAGCGAUGCCGCAGCACCGACUACUGCCGCUCGCCUAGACGAGGAGAUGGGCGAUGUGUCUGAGGAUACCAAAGGACUGCCUGCCGGCUCGAAUGAUACUUCGGCAGCAUUGAAUGGAGGGGUUGAGACCAAGUCGAAAGAAGCGUUUGAAUCCGCUGCCCGGGAUCACCUCAUCUCUCAGACGCAUGCUAUUGUUCUGCCGAGUUACAGCACCUGGUUUGACAUGAACAGCAUCCAUGAUAUCGAGCGCAAAGCCAUGGCAGAGUUUUUCAACAAUCGCAAUCGGAGCAAAACACCGGCUGUUUACAAAGACUAUCGCGAUUUCAUGAUCAACACCUACCGUCUCAAUCCAGUUGAAUAUCUCACGAUGACAGCCUGUCGUCGCAAUCUGGCUGGUGACGUUUGUGCCAUCAUGCGCGUUCAUGCGUUUCUUGAACAAUGGGGAUUGAUCAAUUACCAAGUUGAUGCCGACCAGCGGCCGUCACACGUUGGUCCGCCGUUCACCGGUCACUUCAAAAUCAUAUGCGAUACUCCCCGAGGACUUCAACCCUGGCAACCUGCUGCAGACCCUGUCGUUUUGGAAGGCAAGAAGAAUCGUGACACUGAUGACAAGGCCAACACUUCGGUCCCAAGCAAGGGUGACCUCAACCUAGGAAUUGGCCGAAAUAUUUAUGAAGCCAGUGCUAAAGGCACUCCCAUUACGAAGUCAGAAAGCCAAAAGAACGGUGACGAAGCUUCUAUUGAAGAAGCCGCCAAGACGCCUGUGGCUAAGAUCAACUGUCACCAAUGCGGCAACGAUUGUACCAGGAUAUACUACCACAGUUCCCAAUCAGAUGCAAGAGCGAAGGCCAAGUUCGAUCUCUGCCCUAACUGCUUUACUGAAGGCCGGUUGCCAGCGAGCCACACUUCUAGCAUGUACUCUAAAGUGGAAAACCCUACAUACACAUCGAUUCUGGACCGGGAUGCGCCGUGGACCGAUGCCGAAAUCUUACGCCUCCUAGAGGGUCUCGAGCGAUUUGAUGAUGACUGGGGAGAAAUUGCUGACCACGUUGGCACUCGAACGAGGGAAGAAUGCGUACUGCAGUUCCUUCAGUUGGAUAUCGAGGAGAAGUAUCUCGAUUCUGAGGCGCCUACAAACCCACCCACAGGUUUAUCCAUGUUGGGAAGCCAACACGGCCACCUCCCUUUCAACCAAGUGGAUAACCCUGUUAUGUCUGUUGUGGGCUUUUUGGCAAGCCUGGCAGACCCUGCUAGCACUGCAGCGGCAGCAAAUAGAUCAGCAGACGAGCUCAAGCGUAACCUGCGAAAGCAACUCGAUGAGUCAAUGGAUGUAGAUUUCCGACAGACAGUUGUUACCACCACCACUACGACAACAUCGACAACAAAAACAUCCCUUGCUUCAAUCCCCUUGGCCUCUAUCGGUGCUCGUGGAGCGGUAUUCGCUUCGCAUGAAGAGCGAGAGAUGACACGAUUGGUCUCAGCAGCCGCCAACAUCAUGCUCCAGAAACUCGAAUUGAAGCUCAAAUACUUUGAUGAGAUGGAAGAGCUGUUGCGAGAAGAACGCAGAGAGUUGGAGCGCGGCAGGCAGCAGCUUUUCCUGGACAGGCUGGCCUUUAAAAGACAAGUGCAGACCAUCCAAGACACGCUGAAUGCGGCAGCCGAAGUAGGCGGAGUGCAGGGAUCUAGAAUGGCUCAGGAUAUUACCAUGGAUGGCGAAAAAUUGGGGUUUCAAAGCGUGCUAGAGGGGCAAUCAAUGCUGCCACCAAGCAGCGCCGGCCAGGUUAAGACCUUUGAAGCAUAA